This is a messenger RNA of Tyto alba (common barn owl), 755 nucleotides long. RefSeq names its product zinc finger AN1-type containing 2A (gene ZFAND2A). Lineage: Eukaryota; Metazoa; Chordata; Aves; Strigiformes; Tytonidae. The transcript is spliced from 6 exons. The record is from RefSeq and is a predicted model, not a curated record. Bases 87 to 620 code for a protein of 177 amino acids. Gene Ontology annotation, molecular function: zinc ion binding. Gene Ontology annotation, biological process: proteasome-mediated ubiquitin-dependent protein catabolic process; protein targeting to ER. Gene Ontology annotation, cellular component: cytoplasm; endoplasmic reticulum.
GUGGGCGCGGGCCCGGGCUGAGUCAGCGGGAGGCGGAUAAAGGCGGCGGCGGCGGCCCCGGGCCGGGCGUUCCGGGAUCUGCCGGGAUGGAGCUCCCGGGGCUGGGCCAGCACUGCUCGGAGCGCGCCUGCAAGCAGCUGGAUUUCCUUCCUCUGAAAUGUGAUGCAUGUGGAGAAGUCUUCUGUAAAGAGCACAUCCGUUAUGAUGACCACAAAUGCAGUUCUGCAUAUAAGAAAAAUGUGCAGGUUCCAGUGUGUCCACUCUGUAAUACACCUAUCCCAGUACAGAAGGGGGAAAUACCAGAUAUUGUGGUUGGAGCCCACAUGGAUAAGGACUGCAAAUACAAUCCAGCACAGCAGAAGCAGAGGAUCUUCAUAAACAAGUGCUUAAAGCCAGGCUGCAAAAAGAAAGAGAUGAUGAAGGUAGUUUGUGAACAGUGUGGUGGUAACUUCUGCAUAAAACAUCGGCAUCCUCUGGAUCAUGACUGUAAAGGGAGCAGCCACCCCACCUCCAAGGCUGGAUAUGCAGCCCUGAUGAGAGCCUCUCAAAAUGCCUUCAAGUCAACAGGAGCAAUUGGAGUGCCAUCUAAUGGGAGUCUUCAGCACAACAGAUGCAGAUAGUAGAGGCUCUUCACAUCUGGAUCAAACCUCUGUCUACUUAAUCUUGUUUAUAGCUCUUUAAUUUUCUAUGCAAUUAAUUUAUUUUUGUAUCAUAGUGUUUAUGCAUUCAAUAAACUGUCACCCUUUCCAAGUCAA